This is a messenger RNA of Mugil cephalus (flathead mullet), 3054 nucleotides long. It is a transcript of the gene cdkl1, whose product is annotated as cyclin-dependent kinase-like 1 (CDC2-related kinase). Gene Ontology annotation, cellular component: nucleus. The transcript has 9 exons. Gene Ontology annotation, molecular function: ATP binding; cyclin-dependent protein serine/threonine kinase activity. Lineage: Eukaryota; Metazoa; Chordata; Actinopteri; Mugiliformes; Mugilidae. Gene Ontology annotation, biological process: protein phosphorylation. The coding region runs from base 1164 to 2300 and encodes 378 amino acids. The record is from RefSeq and is a predicted model, not a curated record.
AGCUUUUUAAUUGGUCUCCGUGCGGCGGGACGGAUUCUCCUGACUACCCAUCGUUCUGGAUGAUGAUGAUGUUUAGAUGAGGUGAAGAAGACGUGAGCUGGACUUGUAAGCGUCCUUUCUGUCUCUCCUGUCUCUCUGACGCCAGGUCUCCUCUCAGGUGUGAAAACCUUCAGGAGUCCUGCUUUCCCUUUUUUUUGCCAUUCUGGAGGUGGAGCUGGACGUUUCUAUGGCGACCGCAGUGCAAAAGGCAGAAAUGUGUGAAGCUGCUCGGUGAGAGCGUCCGAGGACGGAACGGGAAGUCGGCCGAGUUCACCUUCAAAAUAAAACCCGCAGAAACAAAGAAGUGGAAGGUUGUUUAUAGAUCUAUUGCUUUUUUUGUUAUUUAUUGUGCAUUUUAGUUUCAAUAUAAAGAGGUUGAGCAUGAUUAAUAGCAGGUAAUGUGAGUCAACAGUAUUAAAGUUAUGAUAAUAAAAGAAAUUAGAGCAUUUGUGCUUCCAUAAACCUGUGAAGACUGGUUUCAGAGGUGUAGUUUAGUUUUAAGGGAUGCACUAAACAGAAGUUGCUCCUAAAGUAAUUAAAAUGGUGGUUUAAACAUAUUUAAUGCUUCUUUUAUUGGCUAUAAUUGUGGCGCUUGUCUCACCAUUACAACCAUGCUGGAAAAAAGCUUGUUUGCCUGAUAAUUCACAGGAUAAAAUCUUGGUGUUGCACGGUUAAAUGCACAUUUUUUUACAAUAUAUUUCAUCUAAUUUUAGGCUUAUUGUCCUUUGAUUAUUUUCAACAUGAAAUUAAAAGGAGCUGCUGAGCUUAAAACCCUGCACGAGUUUUUUUUUAUUCUAUUUAUUUAUUUUAUUUUGAAAAGCCCAGAAGGACCUGGGACUUCACUGUAUCUGACUUGACGCCUUAAAGCAGGAGCUGGUUGGAGCUGCAGGGACAGUUGAGCUGAGCUCGUCCACCCCAGAGGUCGGUGUUCGGAGGACGAAGAAGAAGCAGAAGAAGAAGAUCCUCUUUUCUGACUCUCAAUCUCUGCCUGAGGAACAUUUUUUUUUUGUUUUGUUUUGUUUUUUUACAAAAAGGGCUGCAGAGGUCGUCCUGCUUCCCCCGAGGGUUCGCCUGUAAAAGUUCACCCGUCAACCUUUGGGCGAGUGCUGGUCGUCUCCCGGAGGAUGGAGAAGUACGAGAAGAUCGGGAAGAUCGGAGAGGGGUCGUACGGCGUCGUCUUCAAGUGCAGAAACAAAGACACGGGGCAGAUCGUCGCCAUCAAGAAGUUCGUGGAGACCGAGGACGACCCCGUCAUCAAAAAGAUCGCGCUCAGGGAGAUCAGGAUGCUCAAGCAACUGAAACACGCCAACCUGGUGAAUCUGAUCGAGGUGUUCAGGCGGAAACGGAAGCUUCACCUGGUGUUCGAGUACUGCGACCACACCGUCCUCAACGAGCUGGACCGGCAUCCCAGAGGAGUCCCAGAGCUUCUAGUGAAGAGAAUAACGUGGCAGACGCUGCAGGCGGUGAACUUCUGUCACAAACAAAACUGCAUUCACAGAGACGUCAAACCGGAGAAUAUUCUCAUCACCAAACACCAAGUCAUCAAACUCUGCGACUUCGGCUUCGCCAGGAUUCUCACUGGUCCCUGUGACUACUACACAGACUAUGUGGCGACCCGGUGGUACCGGGCCCCGGAGCUGCUGGUGGGGGACACUCAGUACGGCCCGCCGGUGGACGUCUGGGCGGUGGGUUGUGUGUUCGCCGAGCUGCUGUCGGGGAUUCCUCUGUGGCCCGGGAAGUCCGACAUGGACCAGCUGUACCUGAUCAGAAAGACUCUCGGAGAUCUGACCCCUCGACACCAGCAGGUCUUCAGCAACAACCAGUUCUUCUGUGGAGUUUCUAUCCCAGAGCCACAAGAGAUGGUGAGACAACACCUAGAAUGUCAGUUCAAAUCAGGAAAGAGACUCAUGAAAAGUCUUCGUUUCCGGUUCUUGCAGGAACCUUUGGAGCAGAAAUAUCCGAACCUCUCCCAUCAGGCUCUGAGCCUCAUGAAGGGUUGUCUGAGGAUGGACCCGUCCGAGCGGCUGACCUGCGAGCAGCUCCUCCAGCACCCGUACUUCGACAGCCUCAGAGAAAAGAGCGAGGGCACCUCUUCCCGAGAGCAGGACCGCUCCGGAAACAAGAGGACGCGUUUACCUCGCAGACACGUGCCCCCCGGGUAUUUGCCACAGCUGACGAGCAGCAGCAUCUUUCCAGCUCUGGACAAUAAGAAAUACUUCAACAACCUGCGCAAGUUCAACUACCACCUCCCGAACAUCUAACCGCUCUGAGAUAAAGCGCUCUGACUUUUUUUUUUUUUUCCUCAGGAAACAAAGCAAAUCCUGGAAACUACUUUCUCUCAAGACGUUCAUGUCUUAUAGUCUAUGCACUAUAUCCCAACGCGUCGACUCGGGACGCGUCGGUUCAUGUAUGUUGCCUAUUUUGUUUUUUGUUUUUUUAAGACUUGGAGCGACCUGCUGCCGCUCUGCUCGUAGUCGCUGAGUAGACUGAAGGUAAAGCGAUGAUGUACUGCCUUGUCUGGUUUGCCAAAUGUAUUUUUUUUAUAUAUAUACACACAUAUAUAUAUAUAUAUAUAUAUAUAUAUAUAUAUAUAUAUAAUGAUGGACUCUGUUAGAGUGACAUGUUAUUUUCUUUGGUAGCAAGAUUAAUGAUCAUUUAUUAAGUUAUGAAUAGGACGAGCAUCUCUGGAGGCGAUAUUUAUUGACGUCAGGACUGAGCGCGGCCGUUCCUUUAACCCCAUCGAGCAUUUAUCCGUUUAUCAGUAGCAGUAGCGUCGUUAUCUCUGGAACUUUGGUGCUAAGGAUGUUUUCAGCCAUCUGUCUGUCCUCAGAUACUUUAUAACAAAAAUAAAAAAAAUAAAUAAAAAAAUACAAAAAAUGCCAAACUGAUCUGGGAAAAAACAUAAAUAAAUGAAAGAUGUAAACGACUCUUAAAGCGCUCGACGUUUUCACAAAUGGCUUUUCUCUGUGUUCACACAUGUGGAGUAACUUUAAUAAACUACAGGAUAUCAACCGA